AUGGCAGCCACAGACGGCCAAGUCGUGGUCGCAGCGUCGCGCUGGUCUGACGAAGGCCAUUACUUAAGAGAGUUCGUUGUAAAGAACCGACUGCCAAAUGUAGCCAAAAUUAUUAAAGGCCAGUAUGGUGGACUCGGUGUACCUACUUUACCGAGCCCCGGGUUACAGAGCACAGCUUUAUUGGUAUCUGCGGGAAAGAGAAAGAAGAUCAUCGCACAAGCAAUAAAAUUAAAGGAAGGGAGGCGUAUGGUUAGUGUUGGACCAAGACUGGCUAUACCAGAAACCUAUAAAGGCUAUUUCGAAUUGUUGAGUGAAGAAGGAAGAGCCGUAAGAUGUAUAGAAUCUGUAUCAGAACUAGCGCGAAGAAAACUGGACGACGGCUGCUUAGUAAGAGAGCCAGUAAGAGUGAUAUGUGCAAAGAUUGAUCUCGAUGGAAAUGUAACUGCAGAUGGCGCAAGAAACUUACCAGCUGGAGAGGUUAUUAUACCGAAAGGAGAAACGUUUUUAGGAAAAAAUAAAUAUUUAAAGUGUACCGACACUAAAGGGGACAUGAUUUUAUUGAGUUUGGAUCAGAGAGGAAAAUUCUCUGCUGUUGCCAAAGAAGAGAAUAUUAGUGGUGUACAUACUGCAAAAACAUUGCUAACAAAACGGCUACCAAUGACGGUGAGACUUGUACACGGAACACCUCCUAGAGGGUUGAAAAGUGCCAGCCAUUUCGUUCCAGAGCUUAGACUUUUAUCAUUUUUCGAAGAAGAUCAUGUAUUUGCAUUGCCCUUGCAAAAGGAAGGAAACGCAUUAAUUGCUUUGCCUCUAGCGGCACCAUUAAAAAUGUUGAGAUGCAAAAAUGAGGAACAAAUAAAAAACUUUAUGGAAUUCUCGAGACUGGUUGAGAAAUGCAACCGUCUGCUUGUAGAAGUUGUUGAUCGAAUACAUGUACUUGAUGGAAAGUUGGGUGAUCCUAAGAGGCUUCUGAAUGCUCCACUACAUGCACCACCGCUGAUUAAAACGGGUUAUUUUCUAAGGCGAAGCAUGUCAUCGGAUGCAGCCAACCAACAUAAACACAUAUCACGACAUAACCACAUAUAUAGUAGCCACAGAGAUGAAAAUAGCAUUCCCGAUGAGUAUGACGAAAUUGACCAGAUUUAUGAUUAUGUUAGAGGUUUCGCCCCUCUACCAAAAAACAUCAAAGCAUCAUAUUCCAAUGAACCAACUCGUCAUGAAUCUGCACCAGCAUCUCCCGCAGCGACUCCAAUUCAUAUGCCACUAAUUACAGAAAUCAAACCUGAACCGCCUCCAAUUGAAACAAUACCGACUAAAAAACCGCUAAAUAUUCAAAAGGCAGAAAAACGGACUCGCAAAACUGCCAUAGCUCCUAAAGAAACACCCAUAAUAGUUUAUAAAGAAAAAUGUUCUGUGGCACCAGCUCCAAACAACCUUCCUAAAUUAUAUAUUAAGAACAGCGUAAGCAACAACAAAAGUAGAAUGGUCUUCAGUCAGAAAAGUCAUUCCCCUACCAAGGAGACCCCUAGUCCAGUAACUAGUCCAAUAAGACCGUUAACUAAAGGUGAUUCCCCUAUUUUCAAUAUACGAUAUAAAAGUCUCUCAAACAUACACCAAGCAAUGGAGUUAGAUGGUACUUUAGAUUCGAGUCACUCAGGUGGCAGGACGUCAGGGGACUCGGGUAAUGGACCUAAACUUCCUGAGAAAAGAUGUAGAAAACUAAGUAGGCCUAAAUCUCUAACUAACCUGGUGUGGGAGCUUAAAGGAUGUCCAGUAGAAGCAAACGAGAAACCAAAAUGUAGGAAUAAAAACGAAAGCUACAAGAAAAUUGGAAACAAACUGUCUCUUGGAGCUCAAAAGAGGGUGCCGACGCUGUAUCUUUAG
Messenger RNA from Parnassius mnemosyne (clouded apollo), 1884 nucleotides. The record is from the annotation of a GenBank genome assembly. Lineage: Eukaryota; Metazoa; Arthropoda; Insecta; Lepidoptera; Papilionidae.